Messenger RNA from Micropterus salmoides (largemouth bass), 3938 nucleotides. It is a transcript of the gene dcbld2, whose product is annotated as discoidin, CUB and LCCL domain containing 2. The record is from RefSeq and is a predicted model, not a curated record. Bases 229 to 2337 code for a protein of 702 amino acids. Lineage: Eukaryota; Metazoa; Chordata; Actinopteri; Centrarchiformes; Centrarchidae. The transcript has 15 exons.
GAUGUGUGUGUGUGUGUGUGUGGAGCAGUUACCUACCUAGUCAGAGUGUCGCUAACCACUGGAUUGUUAAACAACAAGCAAAAAGACAUCCUCGGGAGGGAAGCACACGCGGACUCGCUCUCGAGGAGGAUAUUUAGCUUUUGUACCCCCGCCAUCAGCGCUCGGCACAGGUUGAAGCGGUGCAGCCGGUCCAGAAGCGAGCAUUAUGCAUUCAGACUGCAGGCUGCUAUGGUCAGAGCGGUAAUGGUGGGCAGGGGACCGACAGGGGCCAGGGUUCUCGUCCUGUCGAUUCUCAUCAUUCUCACCACGAAAGGCUGUCGAGCGCAGAAAGGUGAUGGCUGUGGUCCCAGUGUGCUUGGCCCCAACAGUGGGACUCUGUCCUCUCUGGGUCACCCGGGGACGUACCCGAACAACACGGUGUGUGAGUGGGAGGUCAGUGUGCCCCCCGGGAGCAGGAUCCACUUUCGCUUUGCUGAGCUGGACAUAGAAGACAGCAACUGCCAGGUCAACUACCUCCGCCUCUACAACGGCUUUGGAAAAGAUAGGAGUGAGAUUGUGAAGUACUGCGGUUUAGGUCUGAAGAUCAAAGAGCUGAUCGAGUCAACUGGCAACCAGGUCACUGUCCUGUUCCAGAGUGGGACCCACCACAGUGGACGUGGAUUCUACUUGUCGUACUCCACCACUGAACACAGAGAUCUAAUCACCUGCUUGGACAAAGGAACUGAUUUCCCCGAGGCAGAGUUCAGUAAAUACUGUCCAGCAGGCUGCCUGACAUCUACAGAGGAGAUUUCUGGAACUAUACCUAAUGGAUACAGAGAGUCGUCUCCUCUGUGUGUGGCAGCCGUACAUGCAGGUGUGGUGUCCAACGCCGUGGGAGGGAGGAUCAGCGUGGUCAGCAGCAAAGGCAUCCCUCACUAUGAGGCCACACUGGCUAACAAUGUCACUUCCACUGGAGGAACUCUGUCGAACAGCCUCUUCACCUUUAAGACCAACGGCUGCUAUGGAACGCUGGGUUUAGAGUCUGGUGGUGUUGCGGACACUCAGCUGUCUGCUUCCUCUGUGUGGGAGUGGAAGAACAACAUUGGUCGGUACAGUGUGUGGGCGCCAUCGGGAGCACGACUUAAAAGGGCGGGGCUGCCCUGGGCACCUUCUCAGAGUGACCAACAGCAGUGGCUGCAGGUUGAUCUCAAGAGGGAGAAGAGGAUCACAGGUAUCACCACCACAGGCUCUACUCUAAGAGAGUACCAGUACUAUGUUUCAGCAUACCGGGUCCUGUACAGCAACGAUGGCCAGCAGUGGUACAUCUACAGGGAAGCAAAUUCUACACAAGACAAGAUAUUCCAAGGCAACAUCAACUAUCUGCAUGAGGUGAGGAAUAACUUCAUACCUCCAAUUGAGGCCCGGUUUGUGAGGAUAAAUCCAACCCUAUGGCACCAGAGAAUCGCGCUCAAGUUGGAGCUGCUUGGCUGCCAGAUUUCCUCAGUGAGGCGGUGGACAGAGAUGCAGCCUGGGCCAAGGAUGUUUCCCCCCUCUCGUCACACACCACCUCCUGUGGGUACCAAACACCCACCUCCCGUUGGCCAAACCACACACACCCCGGACAUAAGAAACACCACUAUGCCUCCUCACACCGACAAAGAUGUGGCGCUGGCAGCAGUUCUGGUGCCUGUGUUGGUCAUGGUUCUAACCGCUCUCAUUUUGAUUGUGGUUUGUGCGUGGCACUGGAGGAACAGGAAAAAGAGCUCUGAAGGAACAUAUGAUCUCCCUCACUGGGAUCGCACAGACUGGUGGAAAAGCAUGAAGCAGCUGUUGCCUUCAAAGAUGGUGGAGACAGAGGAUUCAGUCCGGUACAGCAGCAGCGAAGUGGGCCGGAUAACAGGUAGAGGUGCUGUACCCAGACUACAUGCUGAACCUGCAGAAUAUGCUCAGCCACUGGUGAGCGGUGUUACAACAUUAGGUCCCCGGUCAACCUUUAAACCGGACGAGGGGCCCGACCCAGGAUAUUCUGACCCUGACCUGUACGACGCCCCCAUCUCUCCAGAAGUAUACCACGCCUAUGCAGAACCCCUGCCAGCUUCGGGAUCUGAAUACGCUACACCCAUUGUGGUUGAUAUGGGUUGCCAUCCAUCAGGGGGCUCCUCUUUGAGCCAGCCUUCCACAGUGUGCAGUUUCAUGGGUGCCGGGCCGGCCUCUCUGCUCACACGGACAGACAGUAGCCAUUCAGGGAGGUCUGCUUAUGAUACACCCAAGAAUGCCACUGGACAGGUCACACCCACUGAGGAUCUCACCUAUCAGGUACCUCAGAGUAGCACUCAGAAGCCAACGGGACAGAGCUGAAGAAUCUGGAUGCACAUGACCUUAAUCUGCCCCUCACUGCCGACACAACCCAAUGGACAUGGAUGGAAGGUUGUAAAAGGAGGAGGUGUGAACCUGUGAGGCCUGGUCUUAAAUCUUGAAUGAACACUACCUUAGCUUUAGAUUCAUCUGGAGAUGUCUGUAUUGCCUAAAUGUUUCUGCAUGGCCACAAUCUGCUUGUGUAGUGCCAUUACAGUCCUAUCACUGAAUCCACAAAGAUGAAUGUGCUUGUGCCAGGUCUGAGAGGCAGACAUGGGGGUGGGGGAUGAAAAGGAGAAAGCUGACUACUAUUUGACUAAGACUUUGUCCCUGUUCUGUGAUUCUUAGUAGUCCUUGUAUUCUGUGAAACUGUGAUUUCCAUUUUUCCAUUAUUAUUCUGUUACAUACUGAACCAGGUUCAACUAAAAUGUACAUGAUGAUACAUUCAUCAAAUCUAAGGGUUCUCUUACUGAAUUAAUUGCAUGUUGCAUUAAGUAGUAUCCCACAUUCAAGGUCAAAUUCCUCCUUUCUAGAGAAACUCUAGUUUACCAAGGUACGUUUUGUCUUACUUUGUUUAAAAGCAUGACUUGAAAUUGUGUAUAGUUCUAAUAAUUCCAUUACUGCAAACCUGUUAAACUCUCAGAUGACUUACUGAUAUUUAUUUUUAUUUCACAUCCUGCUGAUGAGGAGAAACUCUUGUUAAAGUAAAUAGCCCACCACUACCCUUCCUGAUUACAGAUCAAAGACCUGUGGUUGCACUGUUGUGGACACAUUACUGACUGUAAGUAGUUAACUUUGUCAGGUAUUAAACUUGAAAAGGCUUAUCGGGAGAAUCUAUCCAAUGACCCCCCGCCCCCCACUCAAAAAAAGUUAUGCUAUUGAAGACCAAAUUUUGACCUUUGUGUUUACGCAAUGUCAAUUUAAAACAGAACCAACUUCCACAAUUGUGCCAACAGUGCAAAUUUAGCCAAACAUUAAAGCAGUCUUAAUGUAGGUAAUUUCUUUUUAAAAGCCUUGUUAGUUGAUGAUGUACUUGUAAAAAGGUACAGAGAAGAGGUAGAUGGGUAAAUCUGUUACAGCUGAUGAUUUCAGAGUUUCCUGUGUGUUUGUCCUGAACUUUUAGAUUUUAUUUGUGCAUCGUGGUGAUUGUCUCGUGUUGAAAUGGGUGUUUGAUCUGUCCUAAUGCAUUUGAGUGUGACUUGUUCCUGCCUUGUAUCUUAUGUGCAUCAACAUCUGUAUGCGUGGUAAGCUGUUUCGAUAUUUCAGUCCUGUGUGUUUGUUUUUUGGACUGGUUUGGAUACGGCUUAUAGUUGUAGUAGGAUGUGUUCAGUCAUUGUAGCACCAGUAUACUGCAUUCCUCUCCUGUGGUACUAAUCUGACCAAACACUCGGACGGAGCAGGAACAGGCUGCUUUAUAACAUUGCAGGAUAGCAACCUCACGCCGGGGAAGGUGUUAUUCACACAGCUGUGCCACCAAUCAUGCUUUGAUUAUGCUCAAGAGCCAAGGCAAUUUACAUAGAGUUUUGGUGCUCCCUGGUCACAGAGGGAUUGUGUUUGUGUCUCACUGAUUGUAUAUAGAGAAAUAAAGAGUUUAUAAAAGGAAA